Gossypium raimondii (Peruvian cotton) is the source of this 1547-nucleotide messenger RNA. Its product is annotated as protein ABIL2. The record is from RefSeq and is a predicted model, not a curated record. NCBI's taxonomy places the organism in Eukaryota, Viridiplantae, Streptophyta, Magnoliopsida, Malvales, Malvaceae. The transcript is spliced from 11 exons. Bases 413 to 1387 code for a protein of 324 amino acids.
AUGUAUUAACAUUGUUGCCAAUCGCUUCUUUUCCCUUCUCUAGUACUACCGCAAGUUUUUGCCUUUUGUGCACCUCCCUGUGCCGGUUCAUGUUGUCGUUUUCUAAAAAAAAUUUGUACAGCAAGCUACAUCAGUCACCUUCGAUCAUUUAGCUAUUUAUAUUGUGUAUUACGCUUUGUUUAACUUGAUCUGCUGGUGUUUUUAAAGGUUAAAUGGGAAGUGGGUCUCGGUUUUUACAAGUUCAGCUGCGCUAGAAGUGGAAAGAAAAAAGGAACAAGCUUGUCUAAGAGGAGGUAGUGGCAGAAGUGCAGGAAUUGCUAAAGGGCAGUCUGGCUUUUGUUAUUUCUUAUUUUAUUGCUUACCAUAGCUAGAGCUUCGAUUAAGGCAUACCGGGCCAUAUCUCCUCGCUGCAAUGCCGAUGUCUCCAGAAGCAUCUAAUUGCGAUGAGGUUUCCAUGCAGCAGAGCUUGUUAUUCUCUGAUAGUCUCAAGGAUUUGAAAAAUCUGAGAACACAACUCUACUCAGCAGCCGAGUAUUUUGAGCUGUCCUACGCCAAUGAUGAUCAAAAGCAAAUAUGGUCGUGUACAUGCAGAGUGAUAGAAACAUUAAAGGAUUAUGCUGUAAAAGCUAUUGUGAACACCGUAGAUCAUUUGGGUUCUGUGACAUACAAGGUUAACGAAUUUUUGGAUGAAAAGGUUGAUGACGUUUCUGGAACCGAGCUUCAGGUUUCUUGUGUUGAAGAGAAGGUACGCAAAUGUCAAGAGUAUAUUGAUCUUAAAGGAAUUUCCCAACAGUCGUUGAUGAUUAAUACACCAAUGUACCAUAAACGGUACAUCUUGCCAGUCGGGGAGACCAUGCAUGGUGCAAACCGGAGCAAGUCGAAAAAUCUAGGAUGCAGACUGGAAGCUGAAGAUGACUGCCAUCAGUUUAGAAAUGCCGUUCGAGCUACAAUUAGGGAAACCCAACUGCCACCAUCUUCUGUCAGAGAAACUGCGGCAUCCUCAAUCAGAAAAGGACGUUCUCCAUCACCUUCUUCGCGACCUCAACAACGAUCCACAACGUUUUCCUUUACUGCUAAAAUACCAAAGAAAGAACUAGAGAAGCGAACAGUAUCACCUCUUCGACUUCCACGUUUUAGUUCUGGGUGUGAUACCAGGCCAACAACCCCAAAUAAGAGUCGGCCUAGUACUCCAAAUUCAGCCGGUGCAAGGCGGCGGUAUCCCUCGGAGCCUCGGAGAUCAGCUUCAAUCCAUAUUCAAUCGGAGAAAGACAAGCCCGAAUCUGUUGAACAAUAUCCAAGUAAAAGUAAAAGACUCCUUAAAGCAUUGCUUAGUCGUCGCAAAUCAAAGAAAGAUGAGAUGCUGUAUACUUAUUUGGAUGAAUAUUGAGAGAACAAAAUAAAAACUAGGAUGAUAGAUGGCCGACAAAAUGGCCAGUGAUAGAGGCAAUGCAAAAUAAAUAUGAUAAUUGUCAAAUUGAGUAUGUCUCACACGAACAACAUAUUUUAUGCUUAUAUCUCAUUAUAUAUAUAUAUUAUAUUAUACAGAA